Molecule: messenger RNA, 2618 nt
Organism: Trifolium pratense (red clover)
Lineage: Eukaryota; Viridiplantae; Streptophyta; Magnoliopsida; Fabales; Fabaceae
Product: IAA-amino acid hydrolase ILR1-like 4
Exons: 5
Coding region: 131-1465 (444 amino acids)
Biological process (GO): auxin metabolic process
Cellular component (GO): endoplasmic reticulum
Molecular function (GO): IAA-Ala conjugate hydrolase activity
Source: RefSeq, a predicted model, not a curated record
GACGAGGUUCCAAUUGAAAUUAGAAUCAAUUGAAGAACCAGGCACCUACUCAUCAUCAUCUUACAAACAUAAACAGCAUUUUUACUGUCAUCAAUACAUAAUUGAUUUUCAUCACAAACCAAAACAAACCAUGGCUUAUUCCUUCAAAUGUUUCCAUUUUUUCAUCAUCAUAUUCAUAUUACAUGUAUUUACUACAACACAAAUUUCAUCAUCAACAGAUGAUUCUUCAUUCAACAAUUUUCUUGACAGUGCCAAGAGUCCUGAGAUUUUUGAUUGGAUGAUCAAUAUCAGAAGGAAAAUUCAUGAGAAUCCUGAAUUGGGUUAUGAAGAAUUUGAAACAAGUGAACUGAUAAGAUCAGAACUGGAUAAAAUGAAUAUCCCUUAUAAACAUCCAGUUGCAAUCACUGGUGUCAUUGGUUUCAUAGGAACUGGAUUCUCUCCUUUUGUUGCUUUAAGAGCUGAUAUGGAUGCUCUUCCUAUGCAGGAAAUGGUGGAAUGGGAGCAUAAGAGUAAAGUACCUGGAAAGAUGCACUCAUGUGGUCAUGAUGCUCAUGUUGCUAUGUUACUUGCUGCUGCAAAAAUUCUCAAAGAGCAUGAAAAAGACAUACAAGGAACUGUUGUUCUUGUUUUUCAACCAGCCGAGGAAGGAGGUGCCGGGGCUAAGAAAAUUUUAGAUGCUGGAGCAUUAGAAAAUGUUACAGCUAUCUUUGGAUUGCAUAUUGAUCCUGAAUUACCAAUAGGUGAAGUGGCCUCUAGGUCUGGUCCGAUAAUGGCAGGAAGUGGCUUCUUUGAAGCAAAAAUAAGUGGAAAAGGAGGUCAUGCAGCUAUUCCUCAACAGUCUAUAGACCCUAUAUUGGCAGCUUCCAAUGUGAUUAUCAGCUUACAACACCUUGUUUCUCGCGAGGCUGAUCCUCUAGACUCCCAGGUAGUGACGAUUGCCAAGUUCGAAGGAGGUAGUGCGUUCAAUGUUAUUCCGGAUUAUGUCACAAUUGGUGGCACUUUCCGAGCCUUUUCUAAACAAAGUUUCAACCAACUGAGACAGCGGAUUGAGCAGGUUAUCAUUGGUCAAGCUGCUGUGCAGAGGUGCAAUGCAACUGUGGACUUUCUUGAAGAAUGGGAACCUUUCAAUCCUCCAACUGUAAACAACGGUGAACUGCAUGAGCAUUUUGUGAAUGUUGCGGUGAAUAUGUUUGGUAUCGAUAAAGUUAAUAGUGUCAUGACACCAUCCAUGGGAGCUGAAGAUUUUUCAUUCUAUCAAGAGGUCAUACCUGGUUACUUCUUCUUCCUUGGAGUGAAGAAUGCCUCGGAUAAAGAGGCCGAGUCGUUUCACUCACCUUAUCUCAAAAUCAAUGAAGAUGGACUGCCUUAUGGCGCUGCACUUCAUGCAUCUUUAGCAGCUAGUUAUCUACUAAAACAUGAGCAUGAUGUACCUGGUGUUGAGGGCAAAUAUCAUGAUGAAUUAUAGAUUAGUGAGUUUAUGAGUUCAGACAAAUUUUAUUUCAAUUCUUAGAGUUUUCUUGAAUAGUUAGUAUCCCAUUCGCAUCUAUAUUUCGAGCAUUCUUUUAAUCAAUAUUAAAAUGCAUAUUGAGGGAUUUGUAUUUCCAGCAAGGAGUAAGUCAUAAACAUAGAAAGAAGGUGCAGCAGCUAGCAUUCCUAAUGAAAAAGCAGCACGUUGGUAGCCCUCUAUGGAAGGGGAGGUUAAAUGCAAUAUUGACGCAGCUUCAACGACCAACAAAAAUUUGGAAUUGGAAUGUGCAUCCGAGAUGAUCAAGGUGCGUUUGUAAAAACUAGAACGAUGUGUUUCGAUGGUACUCCAACUCCUAUGAAAGCCGAGGCAUCUCUUUCUUCAUUCAAUAUCUGUCUAGCCUGCUAACGACGCCCAUUCUUAUCUACUCUAUUUACCCUUCAUUACUUCCCUAGAGUGAAGUUCCUUGCUUUCAGUCUAUUGGACCGGCCUAGGACACUAAAAAAGGCUAUAACUUGGCUAGGCGGAUUAGAACUAUAUAGCCUUUGGCAACCAAGCAAACUCAUUCACUAUUGGAUUUAUGAGUAAUAGUUGAGGCAUAGCAUAAGCUAUAAAGAUUUGGUUGCAUUUAACAUGAUGUCCAUGCACAAAAAAGAAUUGAUAAAGGUCCUCAUAAUAUAUUUAUAUGAAUCAAAUCAAAAGGUUUUGAAGAUUUGGUUACACUUAAUGGAAAGGAGGACCACAAGAUUCAUUAAUGUAUAUUCUCAAUAAUGUAGAUUUGGUCCUCACUGACUUAUAUACAUAGGGAGAAAACUACAUUAUUAAUUUGUUCAUCCAUUUAUUUUAUAGAGAUUAACCAGUACUGAAGUUACUAAAUCGUUGUGAAUACUACAAUGCAUCGACAACUUUUCCUGCGCUUACUCCAAUAGACAAAGAAGGUAUUAACUAUGGGUUUAUUGGAAAAGAAAUGUAUCUAGAAAUUGAAAAAUAGAGUUGCAUUUAGGCACAAGUUUUAUUAUUUUUUGUCAAAUUUGUGCUUAUAGUUAGGGAAGGUGGAAAUAUAUUUCUUUUAAAAGCUAUAAUUGUAUUGUGUUUAAACUCUAAUGUUCUCCGUUCGUCUCAUAAUAAUGUCACAUGUGUUUUUCUCCGACUC